AUGGACGCUCAGAUCGAGAACGCCGUCCAGGCGGCGUUCAACCCCACCAGCAACUCAGGUCUCAAGCAACAAGCCUACGACUACCUGAACCAGCUACGAGUCGACCCCCAGGCCUGGCAGGUUUGCACUACACUCUUCGCACGAAACCCGAGACCAUCCGAGGUCGUCCGCCUCUUCUGUCUCGAAGUCGUCAACUAUGCCGUUCAUACCCAGGGCCUUGACCGCCAAAGCCUCUCAUGGCUGAAGGAUAUCCUUCUUGAUUACGUCCGCAACAUGUACGGCCAAAGUCAGCAAGACGAGAUCGAUCCGGCGCAUUUGCAAAACAAGCUGUCACAGACAUUGACAUACCUCUUCGUCUUUUUAUACAAUGACGGCUGGGACUCCUUCGUCGACGACUUCCUGGCCAUUGCCAGCAGCCCGAACAACACGGCCGGUGUAGUUCUGUAUUUGCGAGUUCUCGGCUCCGUCCACGAUGAGAUUGCCGAUAUGUUGUUGACGCGCAACAGCAGCGACGCCAAGCGCAACACCGACUUGAAGGAUCAGCUGCGCGCGCGCGACGUCCAAAAGGUUGCACAGUCCUGGAAGGACCUGCUCUCCCAGUACUCAGGCCAGAAUGACCAUAUCGUAGAGAUGGUUCUGAAGGUUAUUGGAAAGUGGAUUAGCUGGAUGGACAUCUCCCUGAUUGUCAACCAAGAAAUGCUCAACCUGCUUCUCCCAGUAGUCGGGCGCACAAACAACUCCGGCAGUGAAGACAAGGUUAGAGAUGCGGCUAUCGACACCCUUACCGAGAUUGUGGGCAAGAAGAUGAAGGGACCAGAGAAGAUGGAGCUCAUUUCCUUCCUCAACUUGCGUGCCAUUGUCGCCCAGCUCAUCGCCAGCGCGCCUUUGAGCGAUCUCAAGUCUACGCCUCAGUACGACACCGAUCUCGCCGAAGCUGUUGCCAAGCUGGUCAACACUGUCAUGGCAGACAUUGUGCGGGCUCUGGAGGAUGGACAGGCUGGUGAAAGUGCCCGAGCGAAGGCGGAACAGCACCUGCACGACUUCCUCCCCUUUCUCCUGCGUUUCUUCUCAGACGAAUACGAUGAGGUCUGCUCAACUGUCAUUCCUUCGCUCACCGACCUUCUCACCCUAUUGCGAAAGGUUGGCAAUCUGCCUUCUUCCUAUAAGGAAAUGCUCCCUCCUAUUCUCAACGCGAUCAUCCUGAAGAUGCGAUACGACGAGACUUCGAACUGGGGUGAUGAAGAUGAGCAGACGGAUGAGGCAGAAUUUCAGGAGCUCCGCAAACGGCUGCAGGUUCUUCAGAAGACUGUUGCUGCUGUGGACCAAGAGCUCUACAUCGAAGUGCUUAGCAACCUUGUUUCCCAAACGUUCAGCACGCUCGAUCAGCAGGGCUCGCAGAUGGACUGGAGAGAUCUCGAUCUGGCCCUCCACGAGAUGUACUUGUUUGGCGAGCUUGCUCUGCCGAACCAGGGGCUACACACCAAAAGUCAACCUAACAACACGGCAACAGAAAGAUUGACCAUCAUGGUGACGAAGAUGGUAGAAUCUGGAAUUGCCCAAUUCCCUCAUCCCGCUAUUCUGCUCCAGUACAUGGAGAUCUGUGUCCGAUACUGGCAAGUAUUUGAUGCCCGCCAAGAAUAUAUCCCCCAAGUCCUUGAAAACUUUGUGCGCCUGGUGCACCAUGAUCACGUCCGUAUCAAGACGCGGUCUUGGUAUCUCUUCCAAAGAUUCGUCAAGUUCCUUAGGGCCCAGGUCGGUAACGUGGCCGAGACCGUCAUUCAAUCCAUUAGCGAUCUCCUUCCCAUCAAGGCCGAGGUCUCCGAGAACAAUGGAGAUGAUGACAUGUCCUCGGACGAGUCUGACCACUCUGCCGACGCCUUGUUCAACAGCCAGCUGUUCCUGUUCGAGGCGAUUGGCUGCAUAGCUUCAACUGGAAGCACCCCGCCAGACAAGCAAGCCUAUUAUGCCCGGUUGGUGAUGUCUCCUUUGUUUAGUGACUUGGAAGCCCAUCUUCCCAAGGCGAAGGCUGGUGAUGCCCAGGCCAUUCUCCAAAUCCAUCACAUCAUUAUGGCUCUGGGCACACUGGCUCACGGCUUCUCGGACUGGACCCCCGGUAGCAACUCUACUCAACAACGACCUCCCCCGGACAAACUUGUGUCUGAUGAGUUUUCGAGAGCCGCUGAAGCCAUUUUGAUUGCCCUUCGUGAGCUGAACAGCUCUGCUGACAUUCGCACGGCAUGCCGCGCCUCCUUUUCCAAGCUUCUCGGUGUUCUUGGAUCUGCUGUUUUGCCCCAACUCCCCCAGUGGAUCGAGGGUUUCCUGUCUCAGAGUUCCUCCAAGGAUGAAAUGGCCAUGUUCUUGCGACUGUUGGAUCAGAUUGUCUUCGGCUUCAAGACCGAAAUAUUUAAUGUCUUGAAUUUGCUGCUCACUCCUUUGUUGCAGAGGAUCUUUGCCGGCCUGUCAGAGCCGGUGACUGGCACGGACGACGAGAUCCAGCUCGGGGAGUUGCGCAGGGAGUACCUGUCAUUCCUGUUGGUGAUUCUGAACAACGAGCUGCAGUCCGUCUUCAUUAGCGAGGCCAACCAGGCUUUCUUCGAAUCCAUGAUUACCUCAAUCCUCACUCUGGGACGUACGCUGGUGGCGGAGAAUAUCGGACCCAGCCGCCUUGCUUUCAGUGUGUUGGCGCGCAUGGUAAUCGUCUGGGGCGGACCUGAUGUCGCCAAGAUCUCGGAGAACCCUUUGCCCCCUAGCGGCUCCGCGAACCCAUCCAUCCCAGGCUUCGACCGCUUCAUGAUCGACCGCUUCCACCCGCUCUGCUGGGAGGUUUUCCAGGAUCCUAACUUCAGACCCCAGAACGACGCACAGAGCAAGCAGGUUCUUCAUGAGAUCGCCAACCUUGAACAAGCUAUCUACACCAAGACAGGAGACAUGUUCAUCCAGCACCUGCAGUCGCAAUUGUUUCCGCACUUGGGUGUUGACGGAUCCGAGUUCCUGCGGUAUAUGUCCACGUCGACGGACAGGAAGGGAUUUUCGGGCUAUUUGCAAGGGCUAUUGAAGAGCCGCAGGUAG
Colletotrichum truncatum is the source of this 3069-nucleotide messenger RNA. Its product is annotated as exportin-t protein. The record is from RefSeq and is a predicted model, not a curated record. NCBI's taxonomy places the organism in Eukaryota, Fungi, Ascomycota, Sordariomycetes, Glomerellales, Glomerellaceae. Gene Ontology annotation, molecular function: small GTPase binding; tRNA binding. Gene Ontology annotation, cellular component: nuclear pore; nuclear matrix; cytoplasm. Gene Ontology annotation, biological process: tRNA re-export from nucleus.